AUGGAAGAAAUUGAAGCUAAACCAUUAAGUUCUUUAACCGAAAAAUCCCUUCAAACAGAAGAAGCCUCUUUGGAAAAAGAGGAACCAAUCAUUGUCAAUAAUUCGAAUUUGGUAGAAUUGAAAAAUGCUUGUGACGAUUAUAUUCAAAAGCUUUUCGUAAGUAAAGCUAAUUUUCGUCAAAAUAAUACCCAUACUGAUGUUAAGUUGGUGUUAGGAUAUUUGGCAUGUGGUUUCGCCUUGUCUGGUGGAUAUUAUGGGCACAAGAUACCAUUCAAUGAGGCAAAAGAAGAAACUAUUUUUGUAGGAGAAUUCGAAGAGAAUGACAAAAAACAUACAAUCACAAUUCAAACAAAUACAAAAAGAUAUUCUGAUAUUUAUAACAUUAUUUAUGAAUAUAUUGGGAAUGAAAAACAAAAUUCUUCUAUUAAAAUUCGAAAUGCCAAAUAUACACUUUCUAAAUCUUUUGGAAAUUGGUUUGAUGUUAAAGGUCAAAUGGAUACUGAAAAAUUUGAAAGAGAUUUAUUUGAAGGAUUAGAGAUUGUUAAAACCGGAAAUAAACCACAUGAACAAUAA
Funneliformis caledonium is the source of this 573-nucleotide messenger RNA. NCBI's taxonomy places the organism in Eukaryota, Fungi, Glomeromycota, Glomeromycetes, Glomerales, Glomeraceae. The record is from the annotation of a GenBank genome assembly.